AUGCCGCGGGAAUUCGCCGCCCCUCUGCGUCCGUCGGGAGCUCUGGGAUGGCCCCAGGGAUCGGCCGGCGGCCGAGUGGAGCCCUGGGGGCGGAGAGCCGGGCUCCGUCUGCAAGACCUGAAAAAUGAGCUGGAGAAGAGGCAGGCGAAAAAAACCCCGGAGAUUUCCCACCCGGACACCCCGGCACAGGGGCAGGAAGAGAAGGAUCAGCAGCUGGAUGUGAAAAGCUCCUUCAGCAGAUGUGGAAAAGUGACUUUCCAGCUGCCCCUGGAUGCGGCUCCGGAGCCAGAGGAGCGAGUUUGUCAUUUCUCAUGGAGGAGCAGCGCCCUGAAGGAAACCCUGAGGAAGCUCCAAGCCAGCGUGACCCUGGACCCCAACACGGCUCAUCCCAACCUCGUCCUGUCCAAGGACGGGAAGAGCGUCUGGCACGGAGCCGGACGCCGCGACCUCCCGGACAGCCCGGAGCGCUUUGACUACUGGCCCUUCGUGCUGGGCCACCAGGGCUUCGUGGCCGGGCGGCACUGCUGGGACGUGGAUGUGGGGGACGGCGGCGACUGGGCCGUGGGGGUGGCCCGGGAAUCCGUGCGGAGGAAGGGGCGGCUCAGCCUGGGCCCCCAGGGCGGCAUCUGGGGCCUGGAGAAGUGGGGGGGACAGAUCCGGGCGCUGACCGGCCGCAAGGUGACCCUGGUGGCCCUGCGGUGGCUGCCCCGCAGGGUCAGCGUCCACCUGGACUGCGGCGCGGGCACCGUGGCGUUUUUCGACGCCGAGGACGGGGGGCUCCUCUUUGUCUUUUCCCGUGUGUCCUUCGCCGGGGAGAGGGUCCGGCCCUGGCUCUGGGUGGUGGGGGCCAGGUCCCAGCUCCGGCUCUGUCCCUGA
Pseudopodoces humilis (Tibetan ground-tit) is the source of this 876-nucleotide messenger RNA. The record is from RefSeq and is a predicted model, not a curated record. Lineage: Eukaryota; Metazoa; Chordata; Aves; Passeriformes; Paridae.